AUGGCUGCAGUUCCCCUACACAUUGAGGAGGGGGUGAAACUCGAAUUCGACAUUGCUGAAGUGAACGAGCAGGGAAAGCUUGCCACUGAAAAGGUCUUGAACCGAAAAUUCGACUUCCGCAUUCUCCCAUGCUUGUUUCUUCUCUACUUCUUCUCCUUUAUGGACAGGGCUAGUAUUGGGAACGCCAGCAUUGCUGGAUUGAACGCCGACCUCAAGCUGCAAGGCCAAAGCUACAGUGUCGCGUUGGCUCUCUUUUUCAUCUGUUACUUGAUUGUCGACCUUCCGGCCGGCUUGGUGUUCAAGAUCAUCGGCCCUCGCCCCUUUCUCUGCAUCAGCAUCUUUUUGUUUGGCACUUGCACCAUCUGCCUCGGAUUCGUCAAGACUGCAUCUCAACUAUAUGCAGUCCGGUGUCUUCUCGGGCUCUGUGAAGGGGGCUUGACCCCAUGUAUCGCCAUCUACAUGGGCAUGUUCUAUCCACCCGAUCAUUUACAGCGACGCCUGGCUGUCUACUACUGUGCUGCACCCCUGAGUGGUGCAGUCGGUGGCCUACUCGCGUCUGGUCUCGGAAAAAUUCAAGUCGGAUCUUACAGGCACUGGCCAUGGAUUUUCUUCAUCGAAGGAGCCAUCUCCAUGAUCGUCGGGGUUGUCUGCUUUUUCAUCCUACCUAACAUGCCAGGCCAAUCCAGGUUUUUGACCGAAGAAGAGCGCGAGGUGGCCAGAAUCAGGUCAGGAAAGAUUAGCCGCACCAUCGACGUCAAUCAUGAACAAGAGAAGUUCACCUGGGCAGCAGUGAAACUAGGGCUUCUGGACUGGAACACAAUCCUUCUUUCCACUAUUAGCAUCGGAACGUAUUGCAACAUCUACGCCUACAGCCUUUUCUCCCCCGCCAUCAUCAAAAGCUUUGGGUACAGCACGAUCCAGUCUCAGCUUCUCAGCGUGCCUCCGUACAUAUUCGGCACCAUUUGUGUCUUCAUGACCUCGAUCGCGGCGGAUCACGUUCACAUCCGCGGGCCUUUUGUGCUUGGCCCGUGCUGUAUUGAGAUCAUCGGCUGGAUCAUCCAGAUGACAUGCAAGGGUGUCGCAGUGAGAUACUUCGGGCUCUUCUUGGUCGCGGGCUCGAUCUACCCGAUCAUCAACUCGACCACAUCCUGGCUGAUCGGUAAUCUGCAGCCUCACUAUGUCCGUGCUACCGGGAUGUCGUUUGCCGUGACGCUAGGGACGACUGGCGGAAUCAUUUCGACCUUCACCUACGCAAAUGCAAAGACCAAUGUUGCUAAUGGCGUGGAACUGGCUAUGACUGUCAUGGUAGUUGCACUAUCUGUACUGUUGAUGUGGUUGAAUCAUGCAGAGAACAAGUUGAGAGCUCGCGGCGGUCGAGACUAUCGGCUCAACGAAGGGGUUAGUGCGGCACAGCUAGGAUCGCGCCACCCAGACUAUGUUCUUUCUCUCUAA
Messenger RNA from Fonsecaea monophora, 1452 nucleotides. RefSeq lists its product as hypothetical. The coding region runs from base 1 to 1452 and encodes 483 amino acids. Gene Ontology annotation, biological process: transmembrane transport. The transcript has a single exon. Gene Ontology annotation, molecular function: transmembrane transporter activity. Gene Ontology annotation, cellular component: membrane. The record is from RefSeq and is a predicted model, not a curated record. NCBI's taxonomy places the organism in Eukaryota, Fungi, Ascomycota, Eurotiomycetes, Chaetothyriales, Herpotrichiellaceae.